GAAUGUUUCUCCCUACAUGAUCUACCUUGAUCAUGAUAAUGCCGAUAUAGUUGUUGCCAUUAGAGGGCUUAAUGUGGCGAAAGAAAGUGAUUAUAAGGUCUUACUUGAUAAUAAAUUGGGGCAGACAAAAUUCAAUGGCGGGUACGUUCAUAAUGGACUAUUGAAGGCCGCUCAGUGGGUUUUGGAUGCAGAAUGUGAGGUUUUUAGGGAAGUAAUUGAGAGGUAUCCAAGCUAUACUUUGACUUUUGCUGGGCAUUCACUAGGGGCUGGGGUAGUAACAUUGUUGACAAUAUUGGUGAUUCAGAAUCGGGAAAAAUUUGGAAACAUUGAGAGGAAAAGGAUUAGAUGCUUUGCGAUUGCUCCGGCUAGGUGCAUAUCACUCAAUCUGGCGUUGAGAUAUGCAGAUGUCAUCAAUUCUGUUGUACUCCAGGAUGAUUUCUUACCUCGAACGACCAUGGCUUUGGAAGUUGUUUACAAGUCAUUUUUCUGCUUGCCGUGCAUAUUGUGCUUGAUGUGCGUGAAGGACACAUGUACGCUAGAGGAUAAGAUGCUUAAAGAUCCUAGGAGGCUCUAUGCACCUGGUCGUCUCUAUCACAUCAUUGUGCGGAAGCCCUUCAGGAUUGGAAAAGCCCCCCCAAUUGUGAGGACUGCAGUACCUGUGGAUGGGAGGUUUGAGCACAUAGUCCUGUCUUGCAACUUGAUUUCUGACCAUAGCAUCAUUUGGAUAGAGAGAGAAUCUCAAAAUGCUCUUGAUGUAAGAGGGAUAGGCCAUCAUGUCAUUGGCGCAUCAAAUGCAGGUUGGAGGCUUCCAGAUAUGAUGUUUGCAACCAAGUGUAGUUUAUCUGAUGCAUGCAACACUAUAGCCAAACAACUCGAGAAUGUUUACUCAUCAAUUGCGGCAAGUUUUUCUUCUUACUUCUUUUACUACAUAUGUUUGAUAUUCAUGUUGUUUGUGUUGAUAUUGGUGCACCGCAUUGUGAUGUGA
This is a messenger RNA of Camellia sinensis, 985 nucleotides long. The record is from RefSeq and is a predicted model, not a curated record. Lineage: Eukaryota; Viridiplantae; Streptophyta; Magnoliopsida; Ericales; Theaceae.